AGCAAAUGGGGCAGCGCCAGUAGCUCCCCCCAGAGGCUUCCUGGGGGGCAGCCAGUGGGGAUCCCCGGGAGCUACGUAGGCUGCCAAGUGCCCCUUCCCCCGGCACCUGUUUCUGAGCAAUGAGCUCCAAGGCAAAGAAGCGGGUGGUGCUGCCCACCCGGCCUGAACCCCCCAACACCGAACAGAUCCUGGAGGAUGUCCAACGUGCCCAACCCAAUGAUCCAGUCUUUGUCCUCCUGGCAGAACCCAGUGAAGACUUGCCUGCUCCGGCCAAGAAUGAAGAUCCGGAGGCCAAGAGGGAACGCCUCUAUCGGCUGACCCAGUCCUACGUGGAGAUGAACCACCGCCUGCAAAAGGCCUGCAGCCUGCUCAAGGAGAAGUGCGAGGAGCUGAAACUGGCAGGUGCUACUCUGGAGCAGGGCAUCCUGGAGAUGAAGCAAAGAGCUUUGUGAGACUCGGAAGCCAUCUGGACAGGAGAUCAGACAUGAGGCUGGAAUUUGGAGAGGGGUGUCUCUCUGGUAUUGUGCGCUUGAAUUACAGACGUGUGUGACAAUUGUACAUUUUUGAAUUUCACGCAUGCGUAAGCUACACAUCUCAACACCGUGUCUGUUUUUUGUUCUGUGACAAUGUGCCCGAAUCCAGCUGCUGCUGCUGCUGCGAGCCCCAUGAAGCCCAAAACUUCUUAGCUGUGUUCACCCUUCAAAUGCUGGAUUGCAUAGUGAGGCUGUUCCAGUAUUCACAUUCAUGGCGUUGGCUCUCAGUCCUGCGCAGGUCUUUUGUGGCUCCCCUCCUCCCCUUCCCCCCUUUUUGCACAGACUUAAAACAAAACUCCUCUGUUGAAAAACAAACCUGACACUUCCUAAAGUUUCUCACACUUCAGACUCAGACAAGUGAACUUGGGGGAGGGGGACAGCUUCCUGGUUUGGCCCAAGUCUCCAGCAGCUGCUGUGUCAGCCAUGACAUCUCCGUUGCCCUGCAACUUCCGCUAUGAUUUCUCCCUCUGGUACUGCCUGGAAGACGACCCUAUUGCCACCUCCAUCAGCAAGAUGCUUACUGAGCAAGGUUUCCAGGGUUAUAUUGAGCAUCAGGAUCAUGUGGCAGGGAGGUCUGUUGUCGUCUCAGCAGCCGAGGUUGUUGAAAACAGCCGAGUUGCCAUCAUUCUUCUGACGGCCCACUCGGUAGCUGACCCUUGGUGUCAGCGUGUUGCAGAGUGGAACCUUCUUCACACAAUACAGCAAGAGGGAACCAAAGUCAUCCCGGUUUAUGUGGAUGUGACCUCCAGGAAUGUGCCCUUGGCUUUAAGUCACCUGAGCGGACUUGACUACAACAGCAGCUUCUUCCAGGAGAGGCUUCUGAAGAGCUUGCAAAAGACCCCGUCGCAAAUGAGGGCCCAACAUUCCUCCUCCACUGUUACCAAUGCUAAAAGCAGAGUUCGCUUCUAAUGAACUUGGCAACUGCAUGGCGGGAGGGUGGGGUGGGGUGUGUGAGUGUGGAGAUUUCAUUUUGGCCCCUAGCCCGAUUGGAAGUGGUUUGUGUCGGAUUUGGUGUUUCGACGUAGGCCCCCAUUGUGACGUUGGUUGGUAACCGUGAACGGAUCCCAGUAGAUUUGUGCCUAGAACUGAUUCGUAAGAAGGUUUUAAACAAAAAACUGAUGUGGUAGGUAUAUUGGGAGAAGGGAAGGGAGGGUUCAUAAUUUGUUGUCUGAUUAGUGGGAGUUUAGUGUCGAGAAAAUCUAGGUCUUGAGGCUGCUGAUAUUGUAUGGUUUAUUUAAAGGGAAUCUUAUUAAAAAGUAGUUUUUGGACAAUGCAA
Molecule: messenger RNA, 1809 nt
Organism: Eublepharis macularius
Lineage: Eukaryota; Metazoa; Chordata; Lepidosauria; Squamata; Eublepharidae
Gene: C5H19orf25
Product: chromosome 5 C19orf25 homolog
Exons: 3
Coding region: 120-452 (110 amino acids)
Source: RefSeq, a predicted model, not a curated record